AUGUCGUCAAGGCUGCCGGUGUCAAGGUCAAGAAGGAUCUCGUUGCUGUCGGUGUCAACUUACAGGAUCACCCUAACGCCAAAAUUGUUCUUCUCUACCGAUCACCUUCCCCCCGUCUACAAGAACAACCCUAACCUCCUCCGUGGUUACGAGGCUGCCAAGACCAUCACCGCCGAGCUGCUCUCCGGAACCAAGGCGGCCGCAGUUGAGGUUCUCAUGAACGCCUUCGGUCUCGCCAUCAGCGCUGUCCAGCGCCCCCUUUCCCGCGGCUACAACCCUGCCGACAAGACCAUGAUGAUCGAGGCCGGCAAGUGGACCCGCCGCUACUGGCAGAACCCCGUCCUCGCUCGCUUCUCACCUGUCGAGGUUACUCCUGGUGUCGCUGCCCAGACCGACAAAGAGACCGUCCAUGCUCUGCUCAAGCAGGACGCGCUUACGAUUAUUUUCGCUCACCAAUCUGGUACUUGCUCUAUGUUGCCCGAUAAGUACGGUGGCUGUGUCCGCAGCGACCUCCGUGUCUACGGCACCAAGAAGCUCAGCAUCGUUGACGCCUCUAUUAUUCCUUUGGUCCCUGCUACUCAUAUGCAAGCAACCAUGUACGCUGUUGCUGAGAAGGCUGCGGAUAUCAUCAAGCUUCGCAACAUCUUCUGGAGGAGCGUAAAGAAAAUGGUUUAG
Molecule: messenger RNA, 675 nt
Organism: Macroventuria anomochaeta
Lineage: Eukaryota; Fungi; Ascomycota; Dothideomycetes; Pleosporales; Didymellaceae
Product: GMC oxidoreductase
Exons: 2
Coding region: 1-675 (224 amino acids)
Biological process (GO): secondary metabolite biosynthetic process
Molecular function (GO): flavin adenine dinucleotide binding; oxidoreductase activity, acting on CH-OH group of donors
Source: RefSeq, a predicted model, not a curated record